UCCGUCAUCCGUUGCCGUUCGGUUUCUACUUUCUAGUUUUCUCGGUUAUAUUAUCAUCUCUCUCUCUCUCUCUCUCUUUUUCAUCCGGAGACGUUGGAAUGGCACUCUCCGGCGAAUCUCCGGCGGAAGUGAAUCUGAUUCCGAUUGAAGCUACUCCUGAAAGCUUCCAUGAUUAUGGACAGGUGAUCGAAGCUUCUUCUGAUGGCGAUGAAUUCGGUCCCACCGACGCUCAAUUAGAUCUCAGCAGAGGAACCCCUCGGUUCUACAUCAUGCACCUCAAAGACCGACCAUUUCGGUUCUCCAAAAUCACUCAUCACGCGAGCGUGACUCAGUGUCUUGGAUCAGCGGGCGGUCACGCCUGGUAUCUUGGAAUUUCCAAGCCGUCCAUUGUCGAGGAUGACCAGACGGGGACAAACCCCGAUGCAGUACGGUCACCCUGCGGUCACUUCUACGUCCCUCCUGCAGUUGAAGACGUCCGUGUUUUCAGAGUCUCGGGCCAGAAGUUCCUCAAACUCAAUCGUGGGACGUGGCAUGCCGGACCGCUGUUUAAAGAUGAUUCGAUGGCCUUCUACAACUUAGAGCUCACCAACACUAAUGUUGUGGAUCAUACAACGCAUGACUUCGUCAAGAACAAUGGCGUCAUCUUCCGGUUUGAUGACUAAGAUCAACACAUAACAAGGUGAACCACUUCCUUCUCCCCCUUUUGUAUUGGAACAAGACAUUUUCUACAAUGGAUGUUAUGUUAUUACUGGUCUCGUAAAUGGUUCGUUGUUCUGGUUCGGUACGGUCGAACCUCGUACCUAAUUUUAUUUGGUUUAGGAUUUCCAACCCGAUUUAAUCUUGAACC
Messenger RNA from Tarenaya hassleriana, 847 nucleotides. RefSeq lists its product as uncharacterized. The transcript has 3 exons. Bases 99 to 662 code for a protein of 187 amino acids. Gene Ontology annotation, molecular function: ureidoglycolate hydrolase activity. Lineage: Eukaryota; Viridiplantae; Streptophyta; Magnoliopsida; Brassicales; Cleomaceae. The record is from RefSeq and is a predicted model, not a curated record.